Messenger RNA from Morus notabilis, 2011 nucleotides. RefSeq names its product cytochrome P450 97B2, chloroplastic. Gene Ontology annotation, molecular function: monooxygenase activity; oxidoreductase activity, acting on paired donors, with incorporation or reduction of molecular oxygen; heme binding. Lineage: Eukaryota; Viridiplantae; Streptophyta; Magnoliopsida; Rosales; Moraceae. Gene Ontology annotation, cellular component: chloroplast. The transcript is spliced from 14 exons. The coding region runs from base 92 to 1837 and encodes 581 amino acids. The record is from RefSeq and is a predicted model, not a curated record.
UCUACGUUGGUUUUUAGUAAAAGUGAUAUUAUGGGUUAGUGUUGUCUGAACAAAACCCACCACGCAAAUCUCGGAAACUUGCUCAGUGGCGAUGGCUGCUGCUGCUUCUGCUUCUCUCUUGCAUCUCUCUUCCCAAACUGUCGUGAAUGUCAACCUUCAAACAACUGAUUUUGGUUCUUUCCACUCUUCAUCCGCCUCAAAUCUUCUCUAUUUCAAGCCCAAAAGAUCUCGUGUAAGAUGUCAAUCAACUAGUACAGAUGAAUUGAAAACGAAAAGAAAUUUGCUGGACAAUGCAAGCAAUCUCCUUACCAAUUUGUUAAGUGGGGGAAGAUUAGGGUCUAUGCCUGUGGCCGAAGGUGCUGUCUCCGAUUUGUUCGAUCGACCACUCUUCUUUUCACUUUAUGAUUGGUUCUUAGAGCAUGGCGCAGUGUAUAAGCUUGCUUUUGGACCAAAAGCCUUUGUUGUUGUAUCAGAUCCUGUUGUUGCAAGGCAUAUUCUUCGCGAAAAUGCUUUUUCAUAUGACAAGGGAGUUCUUGCUGAUAUCCUAGAACCCAUAAUGGGUAAAGGACUUAUACCUGCUGACCUUGAUACAUGGAAGCUGAGGAGAAGAGUUAUUGCUCCUGGAUUCCAUGCCUUGUACUUGGAAGCUAUGGUCAAAAUAUUUACUAAUUGUUCAGAAAGAACAAUAUCGAAAUUUGAGGAGCUCCUAGAAAGACAGCACUUGCAAGGGGGGAAGACAAUUGAGUUGGAUCUUGAGGCAGAAUUUUCAAGUCUCGCGCUUGAUAUUAUCGGGCUCGGUGUCUUCAACUAUGACUUUGGUUCUGUAACAAAAGAAUCGCCUGUGAUUAAGGCAGUGUAUGGUACCCUUUUUGAAGCCGAGCAUAGGUCGACCUUUUACAUUCCAUACUGGAAAGUUCCCUUCAUGAGGUGGAUAGUUCCCCGGCAGCGGAAGUUCCAGAAUGACCUCAAGGUUAUUAAUGACUGUCUUGAUGGACUCAUCAGAAAUGCAAAAGAGACAAGACAGGAAACAGAUGUUGAGAAAUUGCAACAAAGGGACUACUCAAAUCUGCAGGAUGCAAGUCUUUUGCGCUUCUUAGUUGAUAUGCGGGGAGCCGAUGUUGAUGACCGUCAGUUGAGGGAUGACCUGAUGACUAUGCUUAUUGCUGGCCAUGAAACAACAGCUGCUGUUCUUACUUGGGCUGUUUUCCUGCUUGCUCAAAAUCUGUCCAAAAUGAGAAAGGCACAAAAAGAGAUUGAUUCAGUGCUUGGACAGGGUAAACCAACGUUUGAAUUGAUCAAAAAGUUGGAGUACAUAAGACUUAUUGUUGUAGAGGCUCUUCGUCUAUAUCCUCAACCCCCUUUGCUUAUUAGACGUUCUCUUAAAUCAGAUAAACUGCCAGGAGGGUAUAAUGGUGACAAAAAUGGUUAUGAAAUCCCUGUUGGGACAGACAUCUUCAUUUCUGUGUAUAACCUUCAUAGAUCGCCAUACUUUUGGGACCGUCCUAAUGAAUUUGAACCAGAGAGGUUCUUGGUGGAAAAGAAGGGUGAAUGCAUUGAAGGAUGGGAUGGUUUUGACCCCUCUCGCAGCCCUGGAGCAUUGUAUCCGAACGAGAUCAUAUCAGACUUUUCUUUCUUGCCAUUUGGUGGAGGACCGCGAAAGUGUGUCGGAGACCAAUUUGCGCUCAUGGAGUCAACAGUAGCGUUAGCGAUGUUGUUACAGAAGUUUGACGUGGAGUUGAAAGGAUCUCCAGAAUCUGUGGAGCUAGUCACAGGGGCAACCAUUCAUACAAAGAAUGGACUAUGGUGCAAAUUGAGGAAGAGAUCUCAUGUACACUGACAUAGCAUAGAAAAUAAGUUGUAUUUAUAUUUUGGAAAUAAAUUCAGAGUCAUUUCAUUAAUUACUGAUUAUGAAUUUCCUAUACCCUUUUUCUUCACAGAAUUAGACAUCUCCUGAGGGUGAUUAAAGAGAUUUCUAAUCUCUCUUUUCCUGGCACACGAGUUAAAACUAAGA